Rhizoctonia solani is the source of this 2190-nucleotide messenger RNA. RefSeq names its product RNA recognition motif protein. Bases 1 to 2190 code for a protein of 729 amino acids. Gene Ontology annotation, cellular component: cytoplasm; nucleus; post-mRNA release spliceosomal complex. The transcript is spliced from 6 exons. Lineage: Eukaryota; Fungi; Basidiomycota; Agaricomycetes; Cantharellales; Ceratobasidiaceae. The record is from RefSeq and is a predicted model, not a curated record. Gene Ontology annotation, biological process: regulation of mRNA stability involved in response to oxidative stress. Gene Ontology annotation, molecular function: mRNA binding.
AUGGCAUCGCCUACCGUGGAGCAAGGAAGGGCAUCCUCAGCCACUCCGUCUAAACUUGUUGGAUUGCCGACUGGCCGCUCUGCAACACCCAAGUCGGCCUCUGCGCAAACACCCCCUGCAAAACUUGAUGACGACACGAUCGAAGACGUGAUCCAACGUGCGACUGCAUCCGCAGGUGCCGGCCCCCCUCCUGGAAAGGAUACUCGCACUCAGUUAUUCGUUGGUAACCUACCCUAUCGUGUACGAUGGCAAGACCUCAAGGAUCUUUUCCGUAAAGCGGGAACUGUGCUUCGGGCAGAUGUUAGUCUUGGUCCUGAUAACCGGAGCAGGGGCUAUGGGACUGUGCUGCUGGCAACUGCGGAGGAUGCUGGAAAGGCAACUGACAUGUACAACGGGUAUGUUUGGCAAAAUCGAACACUCGAGGUCAGACCCGAUCGUCUUCCGCCAGAACUUGACAUGGGAUUGAAUCACGGGAAUCCUUCUGGAGGCGUGUCCACUGUCCCGGUUACCAAUCCAAUGGUUCCUCUGGCAGUUCCUCAGCCAGGUCAUGCGCUUGACCCGCUCUCGAGGCCGAUGAGUGCAGCACUUGGCCAAGAUGCACCAGCCCAUUCUCCUGGAAUUUUUGCACCUUCUCCAUUCGGGCCAAGCCCCUCGAAUUGGUCCAACACAGCGUUUCAAGGAGGUGCCUCCAAUCGACAGUUGUUCAUAGGAAAUCUGCCGUUUCAAUGCCAAUGGCAAGAUCUCAAGGACUUGUUUCGUGCGGCGGGCCAAAUUUUGCGUGCGGAUGUGGCGCUGGGACCUGACGGUCGCUCACGAGGUUUUGGUACCGUCGUAUACGCAAAAGAAUCGGAUGCUGCCCGAGCAGUAACCAUGUUCAACGGAUAUGACUAUAAUGGUCGCAUCCUAAAGGUUCAUUAUGAUCGGUACUCUCCUACGAAUCAAUCCGGAACUCUUUCGCCAACUUCCAUGCACGCUGUUGUUUCUGGUCCUCUUGGUAUCAUGGUGCCGCCCUUGCAAACCGAAAACGUGCCGCCAUCAAACCAUCAAAGUGGGAGUAUGCACCUUGCGAUGCCUCAAACCCCCGAGUAUAUGCUAUUCCCUCCACGCUCCCAACCGGCAUCUCCAUUUGAACAAUACCCUUCUGCCACCCAGAUGCAUGCUCUCAUGAAUGCCUAUGAACGCGCUGCUUUGUCUCCGCCCCCUGGAGGAAGAAAUGUUCUCGACAGUGCGGGGCUCCCGCCCUCAGAUCCUGGAUCUCCAGGAUAUGGCCCCGGAUCUCCGCACAUGUCUCAAAAUUUGAACCCUCAUCCCCACCCUGGUCCGAUUACUCUACCUCCUGUCGGGGUCACACAAUUUCCACCAGCUAGUGCCCUUUCGCCAUUGCUGACCCGCGCUGGUGGCUUGCCGCCGAUGACACCUUCAAUGCCUGGAUUCAACUUCAAUCCACAAGCGGUUGCGACACCUCCUUUGCACCCGCAUUUCCUCUCACCUGGACUAGGACCUUUUAGUCCCCAACUCCAUAGCCCGCCAUUUGUACCAUCGGCGCCUAAUCCAUAUCUCAAUCCUGCGCCAGGGGCCCCUCCACGAUUACCCAAUGCACCUUCCAGUUUGUUCAGUAAUGGACCAGGUGCCUUUGGGAUGCAUCAUGCGCCUUCCACCACGCAUUCCGGCUACUUCCCUCCACCACAUGAUACGGGGUACUUCAUCAGCGUACCACCCGGAGAAGGCAACAAAGAAAAGGAGCAAGAGGGUGGCUCGAUCGCACAUUCCGAGACUCCACAGAUCGGCCUUGACGGAGCACCUACUGGGGGCAUUACGACUUCAUUCGAUGUAGGAGAUGGACUUGCUCUUCAGUUGCGCGAUGUCAAACUGGACGAGAGUGACCCUAUUGUUGGAGAUGUGCCUCGACGACCGUCUAUGGGACCCGCUCGAUCGAGUUUACCUGAAGUCGCAAAGAUUGAUGUUACGGGAUCCACCGAAUCAGCAUUGGCCAUUACUCCCGAUGAGGAAACCGGCACUGUGCUCGGAUUAGGCCUUGGUACCACUCGGGUCUCGAGUGUGUUGCGCAACAACUUGAACGACGAGCCAGGAUUUGGUCCUGUGGGAGUGGUGACAGACGCGCAAGCUGGAACGCCACCACCUCGAGAGUACGUGCUGGAAUACAAGCCCCCGUCCCAUGAUGUGAUAUAA